GUGCGUGAGUCCGGCCCCCACGAGCUGCCGAGCCGCCCGCGAGCUCACACCGGCUUCUCUUCAGCCUCAGCCAGUGCGCUGCGGUCGCCGUCAUGCUCGCCGCCGCCCUUCGUCGCUGUACCGCAGCCGCGGCCGCCCGAAGCUUCCUGCACCCCGUCUCGGCCUCCAGCUCCGCCGCCGGUAAGGCCCGCGCCCGCCACAGCCCGCGCCCGCGUGUCCUUGCUGUGACCUGGGCUCCCGCCGCCACUCGAGGAUGUGACUCUUUUUUUAACUUGACAGGGAUGAACACACUUGUUGGCUAUGAUCUGGUUCCUGAGCCCAAAAUCAUUGAUGCUGCUUUGCGUGCAUGUAGACGGUUAAAUGAUUUUGCUAGUGCUGUUCGCAUCUUGGAGGUUGUUAAGGACAAAGCAGGACCUCAUAAGGACAUCUACCCCUAUGUCAUCCAGGAACUUAGACCAACUUUAAAUGAACUGGGAAUUUCCACUCCAGAGGAACUGGGCCUGGACAAAGUGUAAACCCCUCUAUGGGCUUCCCAAGGACUCACUGCUAUGCUACUUGAUUGAAACAGUCGUCUGGAAAUGUUUUAUUUGAACAAAUUUUCCUUUGAGUAUCAAACCAUGUAAUAGUAACUUGGACUUUAAUAAAGGGAAAUGAGUUUGAACUGAAA
Molecule: messenger RNA, 667 nt
Organism: Cricetulus griseus (Chinese hamster)
Lineage: Eukaryota; Metazoa; Chordata; Mammalia; Rodentia; Cricetidae
Source: RefSeq, a predicted model, not a curated record